This is a messenger RNA of Pelmatolapia mariae (spotted tilapia), 2902 nucleotides long. It is a transcript of the gene fign, whose product is annotated as fidgetin. Lineage: Eukaryota; Metazoa; Chordata; Actinopteri; Cichliformes; Cichlidae. The transcript is spliced from 2 exons. The coding region runs from base 324 to 2585 and encodes 753 amino acids. Gene Ontology annotation, molecular function: microtubule severing ATPase activity; ATP hydrolysis activity; ATP binding. The record is from RefSeq and is a predicted model, not a curated record.
ACUCGCGCAAGAAGUGACAGUCUCCAGCCGCGCCUGUGUGGCUUUUGCGUCUCCUUCCAGGGCUUUUUCUUUUUUUCUUUUCUUUUUUUUUUGCUUCGAAAAAUAUGAGUCGCACGAUGCGUUCUUCUUCGUUUUUCUUAUUCUUAAUUAUACGCUCUAAAUGAAUACCUACAGGAAGAAAAAGGGACCGUGCGUUUUGAAAGUUGUGAAAUCCGAUAGCUGAGCAAAAAGUGGCUGUAAUGAGAAGCAACCUUUGGAAUUCCUCCUCGUGAAAAUUCCGUUUCUGCUGUUUUCCCUCUCCUCUUGUUUUUAGGCUUGAAGACAUGAUCACUAGCACCAGUAUAUAUGGUCUAAAGAUGCAGUGGACCCCAGAGCACACACAAUGGGCAGAGCAACACUUUGACAUCUCAUCCACUACUCGCUCGCCAGCACACAAAGUAGAGGCCUACCGGGGGCACUUACAGCGAACAUACCAGUAUGCGUGGGCAAAUGAUGACAUCUCUGCGCUGACUGCCUCCAAUCUGCUUAAGAAAUAUGCAGAGAAGUACUCUGGGAUCCUAGAAGGCCCAAAUGAAAGAACCCUGCUGUGCUCCUACUCUGAUAGCACUACUGGACUCAUGAAUGGACGAAAGUCAGAGAAUGAGUCCUGGCAGGAGGGGAUUUACCCAAUGAACUGUGCUCCAGAUGUUAUAUCUGUGAGCAAAGCUGGAAUGACAGCUGCCCUACCCCCUACAGAUGUGUCAGCUAGCAUAGGCAGCUCCCCAGGGGUGGCCAGCAGUUUGUCUGAGCCUAGCUAUUCCAGUAGUAACUGUGGAAGUCACACAGCCACUACUCUCCACUCGGGCCUCCCCUCUCAGGAAUAUACUGCCAGCUACAACGGUUCCUACCUGCAUUCUAGCUACAGCGGCCAGAGUACCCCCGCCCUCCCAUCCCCACAUCCUUCUCCUUUGCACAGCGCUGGGCUAUUACAACCCCCUCCCCCGCCUCCUCCUCCUAGUUUAGUGCCGAGCUACAACACUGGGUCUCCAAACCUUCCCAACUACAAUUAUCCUCCAACAGGGUAUGCUUCGCAGGCUGCAGUUGGCCCUGGUUAUAGCCCUGGGGGAGCACCCCCUCCUUCUGCUUAUCUGCCGUCUGGUAUUGCAGCUCCUACACCAAUCCCUCCCUCCACAUUGCCUGGCUACACCUACCAGUCCAAUAAUCAUACCCCAAUUGCACCAACACCUUUGAAUGGCAGCACAUCCAACUCAUUAAAACGAAAAGCUUUCUACAUGAGUGGACAUGGAGAUAUGGACUCAAGCUAUGGUAAUUUCAGCUACAACCAACAGCGCUCUGCACAGAGCCCCAUGUACAGAAUAGUAGAUAGCAGCAUCUCAGACUCAAACAGGGGCAGUGGCUUUGAAAGAAAUGCUGAAGCGACAUCUUUAGCUUUUAAACCAACGAAACAGCCAAUAUCUUCUGAUCAGCAAAGAAAAUUUAACUUGCACUCUGGCAGAGCACUAACUCCUCCAUCAUACGGCUCAACAAAAAGCUCUGCAGGUGAUCUUAGAACUACUGAGCCCUACAGCAAGUUUGAAUCUCCCAUGAUGAGCGAGCAAACCGAAGAGCACAGACAGCACCUCUCUCACUCCCUAACGGGGUCUGAUAUAGGUACAGCUACCUCCUCUAUCCAUGCUGCAGAGGAACAGCUGAAGAAUAGUGAUUCCAACCUUGUAGAGCUGGUAACCACAGAAAUCCUUCAGCAAGGCUCCCCAGUGGACUGGAGUGACAUUGCAGGUCUGGAUAUGGCCAAAGCAGCCAUAAAAGAGGAGAUACUAUGGCCCAUUUUAAGGCCAGAUAUGUUCAGCGGACUGGCCACGUUACCUCGGAGCCUCCUUUUAUUUGGACCUCAGGGAACUGGUAGGACACUUCUGGCACGCUGCAUGGCCAACCAACUGGGGGCUGCCUUCUUGCGAUUAAGCAGUUCAGCACUGGUGACCAAGUGGUUGGGAGAAGGGGACAAGAUCAUCCAGGCUUCUUUUCUCAUGGCACGUUGUCGCCAACCAGCAGUAGUCUUCAUCAGUGAGGUGGACCUACUGCUGUCAGCCCAGCUCAGUGAGGAGAGUCCUGUGAAUCACCUGAAGGCUGAGCUUCUCAUACAGCUUGACAGUAUUUUGACCUCUACAGAGGACCAUGUUCUUGUGGUCUGCUCCACAAGUAAGCCUGAAGAGAUCCCAGAGUCCCUGCGGAGGUACUUUACCAAGAGAUUGUUAAUUCCCUUGCCUGAUGGAUCUGCACGCCAUCAGAUAAUCAGUCAGUUGCUCUCACAGCAUAACUACUGUCUUAGUGACAAAGAGAUGUCACUACUUGUUCAAAGGACAGAAGGCUUUUCAGGACUGGAUGUGGUCCAACUCUGUCAAGAGGCUGUCGUAGGUCCACUCCAUGGCAUGCCUGGUACUGACCUGUCAAAUAUCCACCCCAGUCAGAUGAGGCCAAUCUCUUACCAAGACUUUGACAAUGUGUUUUGCAAAUUCCAGCCCAGCAUAUCACAAAAAGAACUUGAUAUGUACACUGAGUGGAAUAAAAUGUUUGGUUGUAGUCAAUGAAAUCAAUCUAUCAAACACAGUUUCUUUAAAACCAGUUGUUGAGUACAAAUAAGUGUUUAGCCUUCAGUGAGGAAGAAAAAAAACCCAAACAGUGAUGACAUGAACAUGCUAUAUAGAGUAAAGGAAAUUUCCUUUUUUGGCUUCUGACAGAAGUUAUCAGUCUGGACGUCAGACUUUGGUUAAAAUCAGAAAAACACUUUAUAUGGCUAAAUCCAUGUGUUAACGACAACUCAAACAGCUUGGAGAAGAUGCCCCACAUUUUUGUAUAUACAUAUAUAUAUAUUUAAAUAUAUAUAUACUAUUCUGCUGAUCUUGAG